This is a messenger RNA of Aspergillus nidulans FGSC A4, 1239 nucleotides long. RefSeq names its product Ygr210 GTPase family protein. NCBI's taxonomy places the organism in Eukaryota, Fungi, Ascomycota, Eurotiomycetes, Eurotiales, Aspergillaceae. The transcript has 10 exons. The coding region runs from base 1 to 1239 and encodes 412 amino acids. Gene Ontology annotation, molecular function: GTPase activity; magnesium ion binding; metal ion binding. The record is from RefSeq and is a predicted model, not a curated record.
AUGCCGAGGGAUCCGCUGAUUGGUUUGGUUGGGAAGCCGUCCAGUGGAAAAUCGACUACAUUGAAUAGCUUGACAGAUGCUUCUUCGAAAGUCGGUAUAUUUACUACUAUUGAUCCACAACGAGCCAUUGGCUAUCUCCAAAUAGACUGUGCUUGUAAACGGUACGGUGUGGCAGAUAAAUGCAAGCCAAACUACGGUGCUUGUACCGAUGGGAAGCGCUCGGUUCCCAUCGAGCUUCUGGAUGUUGCUGGUCUAGUUCCAGGGGCGCAUCAGGGCCGUGGCUUGGGGAAUAAGUUCUUGGACGAUCUGCGCCAGGCAGACGCGCUAAUCCACGUUGUCGAUGUUAGUGGAACAACGGACGCAGAAGGAAAGUCUACACGAGGAUAUGAUCCUUCUCAAGAUAUUGAGUGGCUGAGGUCAGAGAUCGUGCGGUGGGUGCUGGGAAAUUUGAUGCAGAAAUGGGGCUCUAUCAAGCGCAGACAUAUGGCCAUAAAGGCAACCGCGAUGGAGACGUUACAAAACCAAUUUUCCGGAUAUGGAAGUACACCAUCAACCGUUGCACGAUGUCUGGACCGGUUAGCGUUGAAAGAACCACUCGAAGAAUGGUCAGAUGAGACCGUAGAGCAAGUCGUGCAAGCAUUUAUUGACGAGAAGUUCCCGACGGUAUUCGCCCUAAAUAAAAUUGAUCACCCUGAUGCAGACAAGAACAUCAGUAAGAUCGCCAAGAUGCAGGAUCCUCAGAGAAUCGUCCUCUGUUCCGCCAUAUCUGAAGUUUUUCUUCGAAGACUUGCCAAACAAAACUAUAUCAAAUACACUGAGGGCAGUGAAUUCUUAGAUACAAGGGAAGACCUCAUUGCAGAUGGAGAUCCGGACGGGGGAGGCCUCCGGGAGAUGGACGAAAAGCUGAAAACUCGCGUGGAGAACUUGAAAGAUAUGGUACUUUAUCGCUUUGGCUCUACAGGUGUUGUGCAAUGUCUUUCGCGGGCCGCCGAGGUCUUAGGGCUUGUACCAGUCUUCCCGGUACGAAAUUUACACACCUUUUCCUCUGGGACUGGUACUGCGGCAUUUCGAGAUUGUGUCCUUGUAAAGAAGAAUAGCACUGUGGGUGAUGUUGCGCGUAAGGUCAUGGGCGAUGUACCCAUAUCUUAUAUUGAAGGCGUUGGAGGUGUCCGCGUGUCAGAAGAUGAGAUUGUGGCAGUUGGGAAGCAUGAUGUACUUUCGUUCAAGCCUGGUCGAUAG